Eucalyptus grandis is the source of this 2229-nucleotide messenger RNA. Its product is annotated as heat stress transcription factor B-2b. Gene Ontology annotation, cellular component: nucleus. The record is from RefSeq and is a predicted model, not a curated record. Lineage: Eukaryota; Viridiplantae; Streptophyta; Magnoliopsida; Myrtales; Myrtaceae. Gene Ontology annotation, biological process: regulation of transcription by RNA polymerase II. Gene Ontology annotation, molecular function: DNA-binding transcription factor activity; RNA polymerase II cis-regulatory region sequence-specific DNA binding.
UUUUUUUUUUUGGGGUGCUAAAUGAGAUGAUUUUUGAGUCUCUUGUGCAUUCAGACCAUGACAUGUAGUAGGGGUGAGCAUGUUAGAUUGCCCAAAUAGGAAUCGCCCGGACUUGAUUAAAUUAGCCGGUUUGGUCUUGUUCUAGUUCAAUUUUAUGGAACUGGUGAUUUUUGGUCUGAUUUCGAAUUCCUUGGGGGAUGGGACCGAAACGACUUUUUUUUUUUUAAUAUAUUUUUUGAUUUCUUAAAGAUAAAAACAAAUUUUAAAAUAGUAAUAACUCUAGCAUUUUUAAAUUUUUAAAUUUUUUUGCUAAAUGAUCGGUUCCAUGGAUCGGUUCUCGAUCUUAGGACUGUCCGGUCCGAUUCUUGAUUUCUAGGUGGAAUCGGAUCGGAUCAGGAAGAUAUCAUUCCUGAGAUGUAGCAGGCGAAUCUUGUUCGGCACGAACGCGGUCGGAUAUGAAUCCGGCUUUCAGAGCGAGAUAGAAAAUUCCACGGCCGAAUUCGACGAAGAGGACACAAUCAAACAACGACGGAUCGUUCUCAUCGUUUGCCAAUCUCGAAAGAGGACGAAAGGCCGGGGACAAGCCGGGGGGCCCACCUCGUGCGAACGGGGUGCCACGUGUACGCCAGGGGGUGGGGCCCAACCUCCAGAAUAAGAGAAAAAUCCCAAACCAAAUUCCAAGAAACUUCUCGACGACACGUCGGACGGAAGAAGAAGGAGAAGAAGAAGGAGAAGAAGAGGAAGAAGAAGAAAGUACGGCGAAAUUGAAACGUAAGUCAGUGAAGGAUCCUUCCUCCCUCCCUCUCGCCCCUUCUGAAUAGCCCGAGAUAUUUAAUUCUCGCUCCUCCGUUUCUCUCCUCCUCCCGCUCCUCCUCCUCCAUCAUUUCCUCCUGAACCUUCUGGAAUCCGUCAUCGUCUCGCCAGCUCCGAUCUUGUCCCCCUCGCUGCCAUGGCCGCCCCGCCGGCGGAGCAGAGCGGCUCGGCCUCCGGCGGCGAGAGCCAGCGCUCCGUCCCCACCCCGUUCCUCACCAAGACGUACCAGCUCGUCGACGACCCCGCCAUCGACGCCGUCAUCUCCUGGAACGGCGACGGCUCCUCCUUCAUCGUCUGGAACCCCACCGUCUUCGCCCGCGACCUCCUCCCCAAGUACUUCAAGCACAACAACUUCUCCAGCUUCGUCCGCCAGCUCAACACCUACGGAUUUAGGAAGGUCGUGCCUGAUCGGUGGGAAUUCUCCAACGACUGCUUCAGGAGAGGCGAGAAGCGGCUCCUCCGCGAAAUCCAUCGCCGCAAGAUCUCCGCCUCGCCGCCGGCCCCGGCGAUCGUGGCGGCGGGGAGGCCCAGGGCCUCGCCGUCGAACUCCGGCGACGAGCAGGGCAUCUCGUCGUGGUCUUCGCCCCCGUCGGCGUGCGGGCGCAACUGCGCGUCGGAGAUCAUGGACGAGAACGAGCGGCUGCGGCGCGAGAACGUGCUGCUCAGCCGGGAGCUGAGCCGGAUGAAGACCCUGUGCAGCAGCAUCUUCAGCCUCAUGUCGAACUACGCCAACGGCGGCGCGGGCGGAGGCGGCGGGGAGAAGAAGCCGCUCGAGCCGCUCGGCGGCAACCCGGAGGCGGAGGCGGCGGCGGCGGCGGCGGCGGAGAGCCCGAGGCUGUUCGGGGUGCCGAUCGGGGCGAAGCGGGGGAGGGAAGAGGAGGUCCGGACGGAGAUCAAGCUGGAGCCGUUGGAUUGCCAGCGCAACGGCGGCCGGAGCCGAGCAGAGCCGUGGAUGAAACAGUGUCACCGAUCCAAUCAAAGGGUGUUCAACUAAUCAAUCAUCACUAACCAACACGAAAAAGGCGGGGGUGGGGGCGUUUUAGGGCAAUUUUUAGAAAUUUUUAAUUUUAGAUGAACCGAAGGGGUGGGUGGGGACCACCCGGGGGAGGCACGUGCGGACACGGACAUCACGUGAUUCACCUGAACCUCAUUUUUGGAGGUGGGGGGGGGGUGACUCGAAGCACGUGCCUAUCCCGGCGGGAACUCCUGCUUUUUCCAGAAUGCACUAGAGCCCUUUUCUUUUCUUUUAUCCUUUUUAUUUAACUUUUUCGUAUGCUUUGAAGUUGUAUGUAAUGCAAAAAAGCAAAAAGGCCUCUGUAGAAUCUCGAAGGCGAUUCUCCAGGAGAGGUGGUCAAUCUCAGCGUUAGCCUGGCUUCUUCUUGUUAAACACUAUAUAAUAUUAGUGUUGUUCAGCUA